AUAGUCCAGUCCGAACUAGUGCCUGCCGGUUACAGCCGUGCCCUGCGCCCAGGCUGCUGUUGCUGCUGCUGGUGCUGGUGCUCAGGUCUCGUCUCGCGUUGGACACCAGCCUCUCGUUGUCGAGCUGCAGGAGUGUGUGUCGCUGGUCGCGUUUCUCUCAGGAGCCAGGAGUUGGUGGUGCCUGCCUGUCGUGGUCGAGUCGAGGCAAGGCGAGCCUCCCGCGCCACCGCGCAUGCGCCGCGUCGGCCUACUGUACGCGCGCCUGCCACGUAUCGACCGGAGCCGAGCCAGCCGAGCCGGCGGGGCUGCACCUGGCCCCCCUCCACCACCUCCCGUCGACGCCGAGGUGCGGGCCGAGCCGCGGAGCGCGCGGAGCCAGCCAUGGCCGACGGCGAGAGGCCGCGUCGCCAGAGCUACGACAACAAGGCCGUGAGGGCGGCGUGGCGCUUCAGGCCCAACAAGAGCGUGCGGCUGCUGCCCGCCCCCGCGCCCUCGGCAGGGGUGUCGCCCGGCGCCGCGGCGCGCUGGGCGCGCGGGCUGCCGCUCGGCGAGCGCCGCAGCGCCUGGAACAACGACGAGGUCUUCUACAUGCUCAAGGUGUUCCGCGACAACAACAUCCCCGUGCGCCUGCUCAACCGGCGCGAGCAGUCGUACACGUACAAGUCGGUGCAGCGCGUCAUGGCGCUCAAGGGCUACUACAAGACGCCCGACGCCAUCCGCACCAAGUGGAAGCACCUCAAGGCCUUCUACAACGAGGCGCGCCGGCGCGACGCCCCGGACACGUUCUCGCACUACCACCAGGUCGCCGAGCUGCUCGAGCCCCUGCGGCAGGCCGGGCAGGGCAACAGCAGCGACGAGUCUCCGGACAGGGGCCCAGCAGCCGACCCCCCGGCGGCGGCCGUCAGGGAGGUCGUCGCCGAGGAGGUGCCGCCCGCCGAGGACGUGGGCGGCAAGUUCGCGUUCGUCUCGCCUGUUCCGGCUGCCGCCGCCGUCCCCGCCGCCUUGGCCGCCCCAGCACGCACUGCGCCCGGCCCAGACUCCGUCACGGGGGUCUCAUGGGACCCGCUCGUCGACGUGGAGGAGGUGGUCGUUGUGAAGGAGGAGGUCAUCGUGAAGGAGGAGGUGCUGUCUGACGACGACGCGCCCGUUGCUGUGGAGAAGACCGCCGCGGCGCCCGCGGCACCCGCCUCCGUGGCCAUCAAGCCUGCCCUGUCGACUCCACAGGCCAAGUUCCGCGUGGUCCCCAAGGCCCCCGGCGUACCCGGACGCCCGUACUACUUCGUCCUCCAGUCAGGUGAGCAGUGUGAUGGCGAGGAUCGAAGAGUAUCGGAGAGCCCUAUCGUCUUCCGGAAUGGAGGGCCGAGAGUUUCCUGGACGCUACCUCCCCAACCGGGGACCAAUGCCGUGGACGGCGCGCCGCAGCCCUCGGCCUCGGCGGGCCGGCCGCCAGCGCAGCCCAAGCAGCAGCUGGACGUGAAGCGGGAGCCGUUGUCGGCGUCGCCCCGCGAGCGGCCGUCGCCCAGCGGCCACCCGCAGCCCGCCAUGCCGUCCCCCGCGAGCCACCCCGCGUCCAUGUCGACGCCUCCCGGCCACCCCGCGGGGCUCCCGUCGGGUCACCCUGCCGCGCACCCCGGCCCCCCGCCCCCGCGCCGCUCCGCCCCCGCGCAGAUGCGGCCGCCGGGGCCGGGGCCCCAGGGUCCGCCCUCGCCGAGCCUGCCCCCGCAGACCGCCGCGCCGCCCCCGGAGGUGUGCCUCCGCUGGAACAGCUACCACUCAAACAUGCAGGCCACCUUCCCCUCGCUCCUCAACAACGAGCAGUUUGUGGACGUGACGCUCGCCUGCGAGGGCCACAGCAUCAAGUGCCACAAGGUCAUGCUUUCAGCAUGCAGUUCAUAUUUUGAAGAGCUUCUAAGUCAGAACCCUUGUCAACACCCUAUUGUCUUAAUGAAAGAUCUCCGCUUUUGGGAGGUCCAGGCGUUAGUUGACUUUAUGUAUAGGGGGGAGGUAAACGUCACUCAAGACAAGUUGCCUUCCCUUCUAGCUGCUGCAGAAGCUCUUCAAAUUAAAGGCUUGGCUGGCCCAGCUACAAAUUCUAAUGAUGGAGGGUCAAACUAUGAUGAAACUGUUAGAAACAAUGCUGCCCCACGAAGAAAACGACCAAGGCAGAUGACAGACCCCGCUGAACUACUUCCUCGGAAUCCUGUUGGGCGUCCAAGAAUUCAUCCUAAAGCCCCUCAGCGCCCUCAAGGACCUCCAUCAGCACAGCCUGGCAUGCCACCUCGAAUUCAAGUGAGACCAGAGCAACUUCUACAGAGACCAAUUCAGUUAGAUGAUGGACCCCCAGCACAGAGAAUUAAACAUUCUCCACCAGCUAGCCCAGCAGUUAAACCUGAACCCUUGGAAACCGACCUAAGCAAUGACUCAAUGGACAAGAUGCGUUAUGAUGUUGGCGAUUCUGGACGAUAUGAUGGUGCAGACUCUGGAGGCAGUGGUGAUGGCAGCAACCAUGGCGAUGCUCUUGUUGACCUCAGUCAAGGACGCUUCAGUAUAAACAAUGGCCUACAAGCUGAUCGAAAUCGAGACCAUUCGGACAAUGAACAUGAUGACGACAGGCAUAUGGAUGAUGAAGAAGAUCGCGACUUGGACCGUGGCCAGGAAAACGAUCGGAACCAACAUCAGCUUAGAGACCACCAUGACAUUGAACAAGAGAACGACCACGACGAUGACCACGAGAUGGACCAGGAUCAUGACAACGACCAGGAACGUGACAAUGACCAAGGAUUGAACAUGGGAGGCAGUGAAGAUGACCAAGACAUUCAUUCGUCGGAUGAAGACCAAUAUGACAAUGAACCUCAGCAUCCUCAGCAUCCUCACCCCCAGGACUCCAGACAACAGGGUGAACAUUUGCCAGAUCACUUAUUGGGACGAUUGUAACUGUCUCAGCAGAUUGGUAGUCUAUAGAAUUUAUACUUUUGUCUCGGAAGAUGACAUUGUGUUGUAUACCAUUUCAUGUUAUAAGCCUGUUUAUUUCAGGCCCUUAAUUUCUUUAUCUAUGACUGCUCUGGGAACCAAGUCCGGCAUUUGCCGUGGCACAUUGUUUUAGUGUAUAGUGUAUGUUGAAGUGUUGAACCAGUUUUAGUUAGUGCAAACUGUCAUAUUCCACUUAAGGAUUGUUAAUUUCUUGAACUUUAACUUAUUUGUUCUGUUGACCCAGCAAACCUAGCAAGGUUGUGCGUUGUACUUGUCUGUGUGUUCUGUGUACUGUAGUCAGAUGUUUACCAUAGCACCUUCAAGUUAAAACUUGGUAUGUGUUAUUUUAAUGUUUAGUGCAGCAUACCAACAAAAUGCUGGGUGUAUUUGGAUUGUUUGUAUGUAAAAUGUAUACAAUUCCAACUGUAUCAUAUUCCACUAAGGUAGAAUAAGUUAAUGCAGUAUAUAUGUUAUUUUUUCUUUCAAAAUGCCAUUGUUGAUGGGAUCCAUAGAUUACUCUGGAUCAGCACUGCCAAAGAGCAGCUGACGGAUAGGCAACCUUGUUGGUUGCUUUUAAUCCGCUGCACCUUGUCCCAACUGAGUUCAUAGUGAUUUUAUUUCAUGUUUUUAUUUUAUAUAUUUUUGAAAUAAUGUACCUAAGAAUUUCUUGCAUUAUGAUACCGAGUAUUAGUGUUCUGGCACUCAGUAUCAACACUUUGUUUGGUUGUCGUUGCUUCCAGUGUACUCAGGAUAGUGAUUGUUUAAGCUGUGUUUACAGCAGAUUGAAUGUACAGUUCAUUGCAUCAUUAAGUAUUUUUUCUUGUAAUUCAUUGUUAUGUAUGUUUUUUGUUUUAUUACAUUUUGAUAAGUCUGAAUGUCCCAACUUCAUCUAAGUUGAUCUUUUUUUUUUUUUGUUGUGUGUGGUUUCAUGACAUGUGCAUACCUUGUUAUUUAAUGUUGAACUUCAUAUAAAAAAUCUACAACUACAAAUAUUUUUAAUACUAAAAUUGCAAAAAUGCUGUCCCAAGGAGAAAAAGAAUUUCUCAAAUCCAUUCAUUUAAUUGGAAAAUUUCCUCCAAUGCUUUGCACAUGACAUUGUAGAGAAAUUCAUAUAGUUCUAAAUUGGUUCAAGAGUAACAAUGUGACUUCUUGAUCUGUGCUUUAGUAUUAUUUCAUUACAUUACCAAGAUUGUGUAAAUAUUGUGCAUGAGGGACAUGCGUUGGUUGAAUAAAAAAAAUCUUGUAUUUCUA
Frankliniella occidentalis (western flower thrips) is the source of this 4221-nucleotide messenger RNA. Its product is annotated as sex determination protein fruitless. NCBI's taxonomy places the organism in Eukaryota, Metazoa, Arthropoda, Insecta, Thysanoptera, Thripidae. Gene Ontology annotation, molecular function: protein binding. Gene Ontology annotation, biological process: regulation of transcription by RNA polymerase II. The record is from RefSeq and is a predicted model, not a curated record. Gene Ontology annotation, cellular component: nucleus.